UGUUGACUUCAGAUUCACUUCUCAUUGCACAAGACAAGGAGCUGAGGCAGGAAAAGCUGGAAAAUAACAUCCAGGUUUCACUCCACAUUUUCCCACCCUCCCUGGGGAUAGCAAAGGGAAAUGGCUGCAGCAUAACAGGCACAGGUGAUGGGAUGGUGAGUGAGAACAAGGAGGAGCAUCCUCAGCAGGGAGGUCCUGGUCAAAUGGAAGCACAGAGAACACUAUCAGGAAGAUCUGAAGGGGAUGUGUCCUGGAGUCCUGAGCAGGGAGAAGCCUGCGAAAAUCAGCACAGGCCAGAGGUGCAGCAGGGAAUCUCUUCAGGGGAGAAACAACAGGGUAAAUCCACUGACCAGGGGGUUGGUUUGAAGGACCUUCCUGAAGACAUGAUCCAGCCAGGAAUCUGCACUAAAGGGAAACUGUAUGAAUGUGCUGAGUGCGGAAAAAUCUUCAAUAAUGACUCAUCCCUGAUUAUUCAUCGGAGAGUCCACACAGGAGAGAGACCCUAUAACUGCCCAGAGUGUGGGAAAUCCUUCCCUCGGAGCUCCACCCUUGUUGUGCAUCAGAGAGUGCACACGGAAGAGAAACCCUAUAAAUGCCCCGACUGCGGGAAAAGCUUCAAGCGGAGCUCAACCCUUAUUUCACACCAGAAAAUCCACACAGGAGAGAGACCUUAUAACUGCCUGGAAUGUGGGAAAAGUUUCAAUCAAGGCUCAAACCUAAUUAAGCAUCAGAGAAUCCACACAGGGGAGAGACCCUAUAACUGCCUUGAGUGCGGGAAAAGUUUCACUCGGCACUCGCACCUCAUUAGACAUCAGAGAAUGCACACUGGAAAGAUACCCUAUAGGUGCCCUGACUGUGGAAAAAACUUUAGUGACAGCUCAGCUGUUAUUAGACAUCAGAGGAUCCAUACUGGAGAGAGACCCUAUAAAUGCCUUGAGUGUGGGAAAAGCUUCAAGCAGAGCUCAGACCUUAUGAAUCAUCAGAGAAGCCACACAGGAGAAAAACCCUAUUACUGCCCAGAGUGUGGGAAGGGGUUCAGUCGGAAGGCUCACGUUAUUUCGCACCAGAAAAUGCACAGGCCAGAAAGAUCCUCUAACUGCCUCGAAUGUGGGAAAAACUUCACUAGGAGCUCUGACCUCAUUAGACAUCAGAAAACCCACACUAGGAAGACACCAUAUAAAUGUUCUGUCUGUCGAAAAAGCUUCAAGCAGAGGUUAGAACUUAUUUCACAUCAGAGAGCUCACACAACAAAGAGAAACUAUAAAUGUUCUGUCUGUGGGAAAAGCUACAAGGUGAAGGUGUCUCUAAUGUCCCAUCAGAAACUCCACACAGGCUAGCAGAUGGCAGGAGCUCUCACUAUGGACAAUGGGUCUGUGCUCUCCUGAAGCAAAGUGUAAAUGUUUCAUUGAUAGAUGGUCUUUGCAGGGGCAGCAAGUGGAUGAAGGGUUUGGGUUUCAGUGGGGGAUAGUUGACAGGGGUAGAAGAGGAUGGAACGCUGGAUACCCAGGAGCUGGGUGAUUUCAGGGUCUGGGGUGAGCAGGCGAUUGGGAUUGGUAGAGAGACAUUUCUGUGGGUUACACACGUAUUUUCCAAUUUAGAGGACAGGUAAAAAUGCCCCGUUGCAGUUCUUGCCUGAGUUGUCUCUGUAGCUCCUAGGGCAUCUCGGGAUAGGGACAGAGGAAUGUUAUUCAGGGAAGCAGCAAGGGGCCCUCUGGGGCUGUAGUUACAAGGCAGGAAGAGCUGCUGAUCUGAACUAACAGGAUGCCAGAGCACUGCUCAGUGUAUUGGACAUCUCUGAAGUCAUGGAUGGUGGGGGUGGCUGGAGAUUGGGGAAUACAUGGAGAUUACCCAGAGAGGUGGGAACUCUAGGGGAUGCCUUUUUGGGAGUGUGGUGUAGCAGUUGGAGGGGAGGGUGGGGGAAAUGAGAGUUAAGAUUCCUGGGUGUGAGCUAGUGCUGGUUACUUCCCCUGCUCUCUCUGUGUCCAUUUCUCCCAUCCCUACAAUGGUGAUAAUAUUUGACCAAUGCCCUGGAGAGUUGUGAGGGGCCAUUAAUUACUGUGUAUGAAGUGGUUCAGGAGAAUGCGAGUACAGGAGAGGCUGAGUUUCACUAUUAUUGUUAUUACUGUGUACUGUGUUCACAGGAUUAUAGAACACAGAAAUGCAGGGUUGGAAGGAACCUUGAAAGGUCAUCUAGUCCAGUUUCCUGUGCCGAGGCAGAACCAAGUAAUCCUAUACUAUCCCUGACAGGUGUUUGUCUUAAAAACCUCCAAUGAUGGGAAUUCCACAACCUCCCUUGAUAGUCUAUUCCAGAGCUUAACUAUGCUAAUAGCAGUGGUCCCCAAACUUUACAGAGUAGUGGCCUUCCUUACCCCUGUUUGUGCCCCCCUGGCCUCAUGGGAGCUGGGUUUGGGAGUGGGGCUGCAGCUCCCAGGGGGAGGGAGGGAGCAUGGACAGGAUUAAGGGGGCCUAGUGUGGGGACGCAGCUGGGACUGGGGCCGGGUGUGGAGCCGCGAUUGGGCCAUGGUGGUGAGCUGAGGCUGGGCGUGGUGCAGGACCACGGCUGGGGGCAGUGCCAGAGCAGAGCUGGGAGCGAAGCGGGGCUGGGUGGCACUCCCUUCACCCCAAGGGGGCUGGCCCAAACCCUGCUGCAUCCCCCCAAAUGUUCCUCUGCACCCCACAGUUUUAGGAGCUCUGCCUUAUCAUUAUAAAGCAGGUGACUUUUUCCUUCCCAAGUGUAAUAUUUUGCAUUUAUCUUUACUGUCUUUAUUUCAGACAAAUUCUCCAAUUUGUCAAGGCCAUUUUGAAAUCUAAUCCUGUCUUCGAAAGUGCUAGAAAUCCCUCCCAUGUUCCUCAUAUUUGAGUAUGAACCAUUGAUAACUACUCUCUGAGUAUAGCCUUUCAAAGAGUUUUGCAUCCACAUUAUAGUCAUUUCAUCUAGACCACAUUUUCCUAGUUUGCUUAUGAGAAUGUCAGGUGGGACUGUGUCAUAAGCCUUACUAAAAUAAAGAUUACUCCAGGGGGAAUUCUGUGCCAAAAAAAAAAAUUCUGCACACAAUAUUUUAAAAUUCUGCAUAUUUUAUUUGUCAAAAUAAUGUGGGUUUUUUUACUGCAAAAAGAUCCACAAUUACAGACAGUCAGUCAUGAUUGAGAACAACAUUGCAGGAUGUGCAAAAUAAUUUGUCCCCAUCCACAUGUGUU
Chrysemys picta bellii (western painted turtle) is the source of this 3198-nucleotide messenger RNA. The record is from RefSeq and is a predicted model, not a curated record. Lineage: Eukaryota; Metazoa; Chordata; Testudines; Emydidae.